Messenger RNA from Iphiclides podalirius (scarce swallowtail), 267 nucleotides. Lineage: Eukaryota; Metazoa; Arthropoda; Insecta; Lepidoptera; Papilionidae. The record is from the annotation of a GenBank genome assembly.
AUGGCAGGGGAGGGGUGUUGGCGCCGGGUCGACGGGUGCGGUGCACGCAGGGAGGGUGGCGAGGGUGAGGGGUGUGUGCAAGUGACGCGUAAGUCGUAUUUCGUCUGGAGCGUUUAUCCCGCGCCGGCGGAUCAAUACAGUUGGCGCAGUGGCGGUGGCCUAGGCGGCGCGGCGGCGGCGGCGCGUGCCUUGUUACACUCGCUACGAGCUCGAGUCUGUGAGAUGCUGUCAAACCGAGCGGACGCCGGGUCGAUGUCGCGUUUGGCG